CCCCUUGCCCCUGCCCCCCCGCGGCUCCCCGCUGCUCCGCCCGCCCCCGGCCGGCUGCACCAUGUUUCGGUUCCUGCGGGGCUGGGUGCUCCCCCAGGCUGCCUGCGAAGAAGCCAACAACAGCUCCCGGUACGAGAAUCUCUUCAAGAAGCUGGACCUCAAUGAGGACGGGAGAGUGGACAUCGCCGAGCUGCAGGCGGGCCUGAAAGCCCUGGGCAUCCCCCUGGGCAGAGAUGCAGAAGAGAAAAUUUUUAAAGCUGGGGAUGCAAACAAGGAUGGGCAGCUGGACAUCGAAGAAUUCAUGCAGUACCUUAAAGACCAUGAGAAAAAAAUGAAACUAGCGUUUAAGAGUCUGGACAAAAACAAUGAUGGAAAAAUUGAAGCAUCAGAGAUUGUCCAGUCCCUCAGGAUCUUGGGUAUUGUUAUUUCAGAACAACAGGCAGAAAAGAUUCUACAAAGCAUUGAUGCUGAUGGGACAAUGUCCGUGGACUGGAAUGAAUGGCGGGAUCAUUUUUUAUUUAACCCAGCUACAGACAUUGAGGAAAUAGUCCGUUAUUGGAAACAUUCUACUGUAUUGGAUAUAGGAGAUAGCUUGACUAUCCCAGACGAAUUCACAGAGGAAGAGAAAAAGUCAGGGCAGUGGUGGAGACAGCUGUUAUCAGGAGGAGUGGCUGGUGCUGUCUCUCGAACAGGUACAGCACCAUUAGAUCGCCUUAAAGUCAUGAUGCAGGUUCACGGUUCAAAGUCAAAUAAAAUGAAUAUAUCAAGUGGCCUUAAGCAGAUGGUGAAAGAAGGAGGCGUUCGUUCCCUUUGGAGGGGAAAUGGUGUGAAUGUUAUUAAAAUUGCACCUGAAACAGCUAUUAAGUUCUGGGCAUAUGAACAGUAUAAGAAGAUAUUUGCUAAUGAAGAUGGAAAGGUUGGAACCAUUGAAAGAUUUGUAUCUGGUUCUUUAGCUGGGGCAACAGCACAGACCUCUAUUUAUCCCAUGGAGGUCUUAAAAACCAGACUGGCUGUGGGUAAAACAGGACAAUACUCUGGGAUGUUUGACUGUGCUAAGAAGAUUUUUAAAAGAGAAGGAGUGAAAGCCUUUUACAAAGGUUAUGUACCCAAUAUUCUGGGCAUAAUUCCUUAUGCUGGUAUAGACUUAGCUGUCUAUGAGGCUUUGAAGACUGCUUGGCUAGAUCGUUAUGCAUCAGACUCUGCUAACCCUGGUGUCUUUGUGUUGCUGGGAUGUGGUACUAUCUCCAGCACCUGUGGCCAGUUAGCCAGCUACCCUCUUGCUCUUAUCAGAACUCGCAUGCAGGCUCAAGCCCUGUUGGAAGAAGCCCCACAGCUAAACAUGGUUGGUCUCUUUCAAAGGAUAAUUGCUAAUGAAGGGAUCAUAGGACUUUAUAGGGGCAUAGCCCCAAACUUCAUGAAAGUGCUUCCAGCUGUCAGCAUUAGCUAUGUGGUUUAUGAAAAAAUGAAGCAAAAUUUGGGAAUAGCAUGAAAAGAAGGAAAAAGCUGAUAAGCAUCUACCAUUUUCAGGAACAUUCAAACCAAAAAGGAUUUCUCAAAUAACUGAUUUGUUCUUAUUUAUAAUUGGAGAACAGAUUCCGGUGCAGAGACGCUGUGGAUAUGUUUUUUUCUUCAAGUUUAGUUUCUAAUCUCCCAUCCCCAAACUGCUAUCAUAUAGCAAUUGAAAGCAUGAGUCUGUGGAUUUAAAAAAAAACAAAAAAAAAACCCCACAGCAUCUUUAAAUCAGCUACAUGUUAAAAGACUAUCAGGAAACCAUCUAUGCUUUAGGUGUUGGCUUUUUUUUUUCUUUUUCUUUUUUUGGUAAUUUCUGCUCCCUCAAAUAUGCAUUUGAGUGGGAUGAAGCCAUAUUUGGGAGAGAAGUAUACUGCACUGGAAUUAAGACACAGAUUUGUCAAAUCAUUUUAUAUGCAGGCAAUUCACAACUUCCCUUUUGCACAUAUCUAUAAAAGUAAUAUUGCUUUUUUGAUAAACUGUUAAAAUAAGUCCUGGAAAAAACAUUGUCUUAGAGACAGUUAUGAAUAGAACACCACAUUAAAUCUUGAGAAUGACAACAUAUUUUACUUAUAUUUCUCUGUUUCUGGUUUAAAGAGAUGAAAGUGCAAGGGGAUGUUGUUCUGCGGUAUCAGAAAACCUCAUGCUGAGUUAAAUGCUACUCAUUUAUGGUACAGUCACAAUGACCUGUAUGGCUUGUUUCACUGGCCUCUUUCUAUUUAAUUUGUAAAUGCUGGCAGCAUUAGCCAAAACUGUCUUGGUUCUUGAUGCAAGGUUUGUAAGAUCAUAAAGUUAGCAACAGAAAAGAACUACUGGAUCACUAAAUUCCCUGCAAGAGCAAAUUUCAGGAUAAAGGAAGUAUCUGGUAUGAAAUUUUGGCUGCAUUAAUUGGAGUAUACCAAAUAGGGAUGUCGACGUGUAGUCAACUACACAAUUAACUGAUAAACCUGGGUUUAUCAGUUAAUCCUAUCCACUACAUGCCUCCCCAUUCUGCCUUCCACAUUAUGGUGCUUUUAUACCAGUUCUCUGCGAGCAUUGGCUCCUGCCAGGCUCCCCUCCCCCA
Messenger RNA from Pelodiscus sinensis (Chinese soft-shelled turtle), 2572 nucleotides. RefSeq names its product solute carrier family 25 member 24 (gene SLC25A24). Gene Ontology annotation, molecular function: calcium ion binding. NCBI's taxonomy places the organism in Eukaryota, Metazoa, Chordata, Testudines, Trionychidae. The record is from RefSeq and is a predicted model, not a curated record. Gene Ontology annotation, cellular component: mitochondrial inner membrane. Gene Ontology annotation, biological process: transmembrane transport.